This is a messenger RNA of Aspergillus mulundensis, 2343 nucleotides long. RefSeq names its product MHYT domain-containing protein. The record is from RefSeq and is a predicted model, not a curated record. NCBI's taxonomy places the organism in Eukaryota, Fungi, Ascomycota, Eurotiomycetes, Eurotiales, Aspergillaceae. The coding region runs from base 1 to 2343 and encodes 780 amino acids. The transcript is spliced from 4 exons.
AUGUCGAAUAUGGACAGCUUCCCCGGUGGGGAGGCAAUUGCCGUGUCGUAUCUUCCGGGCUUCAUCUUUCUUUCCUAUGUCAUCAGCGUUAUGGGUUGCAUAACGACGCUAGAGCUUCUUCAUCGACGAACAUCUACGGCAGGUUUUUACAACUGGUACCUGCUACUCACGUCUGCGAUCUCGAUGGGAGGCAUCGGCAUUUGGUGCAUGCAUUUCAUCGGGAACCGUGCCAUUGUCCUCGGCAACGGAGACAACAGCGUUCAGGUUCUCUAUAGCAUGUCAUUCACCGGAGUCUCUUUCGUUCUUCCGGUGGUUGUUCUGCUCGCGGCCUUCUAUGCAGCUGGUACUAGCGAGAAGGCGGGAUACACCAGAAUCUCUAUAGGAGGAGUAUUGACAGGAGGAUCAGUGUGCGGCAUGCAUUAUGUUGGUCAGCUGGGCAUCACCAACUACAAAUGCAAAUACGCUGCUGGGAAUGUUGCUGGCUCUGCUGUGAUCGCGGUGUUUGCCAGUGUUGCAGCGCUCGGUAUAUUCUUUCGAUGGAGAGCUUCAUGGACGAACCGCUGGUGGAGGCGAAUGGUCUGCGGCGGUCUGCUGGCUUUGGCUGUGUCUGGCAUGCACUGGACUGCUGCAGUCGGGACAACUUACAAAGAACAUGAUCCAUCUGCAGGUCGAGGCGGCCAGUUAUCCCGGACUCAAACAGUCAUAAUAUGCUCUGUGCUGUCCUGUGUCGCCUGUGGGAUCUUGUCAGCAUGCGCUAUAACGGCCAGCGGCGAUCAUAGACGGCUGAGAACACAGGCUCAACAGCUGGUUCUGGCCUCUGUUUUCUUUGACCCUGAAGGUCGGAUUAUGGUUACACCACAUGCUCUUCUUCCUACUAGGAAGAUAGUCGACCGGUAUAUCGGCAAGACCUUCAGCGACGAUGAUCUCACCCGGACACACCCUGCGUUUCUAUGGGCUUUUCGAGCAAGCAGAAACUGGAAUCUCAUAAAAGAGGUUGUCCCCUACAUGCGAGAUAGGAUUGAGAUAGACGAUGCCGCGCACCAGCGGUAUAUGGCUAAGGGUAUAGACCCUGACCAAGAAGUCGAGGUCUCUGCCGGCUUUGACGAGAUGUUCAAGCGUCAUUUCUGUGUGGCGGCUAACGAUCUUGCUGACCAAGUUCGUCAACCGUUGGAUGAUCUGGGUAUGCUGUACGAUGAUGUUUUGACCACCUCUCUUCCCUCGUCACGGUUCUCCCGCGCCAUGGGAUACUCAAGGUUGCGUGCCGGGAAAGGCCAGUUGAUGUUCACGGUCCGCCAGUUGAGAAAACAAGAAGCCUCUCGGCUUUCAGCCUCAGGUUUCAGGUUUGCUGCAAUUGAGAAUGUCUCUACUCUCCUUUCCGAUCGCAUGAACGUCGCAUCAGGAGCGCUGGAAGUUCACCUCAAGGAUAUGCGCGACUUUGCUGCAUCUGGUCGGAACUAUGAAGCUGGCGUCCACGUUGUUUCGUUUAUCACUCGGCCUACGGUACAUGAUCGGUUUGAAGUAUUAACUGCCAAAGGAAUGGGCAAUCCACUACCAUCGAUGACUCUGAAGACGAAGCGCCUGCUAGUACCCCAUCUGGAACUGAUCUCGCAUAUGGAGGGCUGGCCAAUCUCUACUUGUAUCGACUGGCUGAGCUCUGAAAAGGCCAAAAGUUACAAGGGCGCUGACGAGUUCCGCGAAGAUUUGAGCCGUGCAAUGACAGAUCUCGCUAUUUCCCUCCCACCAGACCUCAAUUCUGCAUCUCGUUUCUCGCCACGACCCUUCAUCGCUCCAUGCCGCAGCACAAGAAUCUCCGACGACAAGACAUGCAUGCUCCUCGCCUUCUGCACAGUGGGAUCCCUCAGCACCCGUGUCACAAACCCAGACUACACCUUUACUCCCCUCCGCCUCUUCCGCAUCCAGCAACAGGUUAACAGCGGCGCUACCGACGUCGACGGCCUCGCGCGUGAGCUCAGCAAAGGCCUUCUCUACUCAACCAUUCGCUCCAACUCCGCCACCGAGUCCGAAAUGGCUCCUUCAAUUCGUCAUAUCCUCAACCUCAACCUUUGGUCGUCGCGCAAACGGCCAAGCGAUCGCAGCACACGUGCUCUAUCAUCCCAGGAGACUCUCACGGAUAGCACGCCCCUAGGCGACAUUAUUGUCCAGAAAGAAGUCAAGGUCGACGUGGUGAGGAUAGCGGACCCUGCUACUGAGGCGGCGCUGGGAAGACAGACAUCUGUCACCGUUGUCGAAGCCGGUGACUCAGCUGCGCAGACUUAUGUUGAUGAGCUGUAUAACCUCUGCUACGCGCCUGGGAUGCGUGUACGCCCUGGCUCGGAUCCUUGA